This is a messenger RNA of Melanotaenia boesemani (Boeseman's rainbowfish), 1354 nucleotides long. RefSeq names its product extracellular superoxide dismutase [Cu-Zn]-like. NCBI's taxonomy places the organism in Eukaryota, Metazoa, Chordata, Actinopteri, Atheriniformes, Melanotaeniidae. The record is from RefSeq and is a predicted model, not a curated record. The transcript is spliced from 2 exons. Gene Ontology annotation, biological process: removal of superoxide radicals. Gene Ontology annotation, molecular function: superoxide dismutase activity; copper ion binding. Bases 129 to 788 code for a protein of 219 amino acids.
GAAACGCCCCCCGACAAACAAAAAGAUAUAAAAAGCCGUUAAGAAACACUCAACUUGUGGUUCAUCAGAGUAUCACUGCGGUUUUUUAAAAGUAAAAACUUCAGAUUUUAAUUCUUUAGCCUUUUGUCAUGUUCACCAUGCAAUUGUACGGGUCAGCAAGCAUAUUGGAAACUGCUCUGUUGGUCUUCCUGGCAACUUUUCAACAAUGUGCCUCAGCACAGACUGAAACUCUUUCUCCACCAGAGGUCUCACAGCACAAUGGUACACUGUAUGCAGCUUGCAAAGUGAGACCCAGCACUUCUCUCCCUGAUGGCCUGCCCAAACUCUAUGGUCAGGUGUUGUUUAAACAGGAUCAUCCCCAGGGAAAACUCCAGGUUCUUCUUGGAUUAAGUGGCUUCCCCGACGAUGGCCCUCCACAGGCCAGAGCCGUGCACAUCCAUCAGUACGGAGACCUCAGCCGCGGAUGUGACUCAACCGGUGGCCACUACAAUCCAUAUGGUGUAAAUCACCCUAACCACCCGGGAGACUUUGGUAACUUUGAGCCUUAUCAAGGAAAAAUCAGUUCGCUGAUAGAAUCCGAUGCAAGGCUGUUUGGAGGCCUGUCUGUGUUUGGACGAGCUGUGGUUGUUCAUGAAAUGAUAGAUGACUUAGGGCGUGGUGGAGAUGCUGGGAGCCUGUUGCAUGGGAAUGCAGGCCGAAGGCUUGCCUGCUGUAUUAUUGGGAUUUCCUCUCCCAGUCUCUGGAAUACACAACAUAAGCGGUAUACUAGGCUGCUGAGAAGAAAUUAGUCUCAAAUUAGUGGCAUGUGCUGUUGCUCAGCCUGCAGAGCUUGUUUUUGCGUUUAAUACAUUUUGGACAUUCAGUUUUUGUAAUGUCAAAUAUACACUUUCAGAUAUUUGCAGUAGCUAAUCAGUAGUUGAAGUAAUAUUCCACAUCAGGAGAGCAGUUUGUUGCCUAGCUAAACUAGAAUAUUAAAAAAAAGCCAUAGAAUUCUGAUAAACUUUGAGAAAUAAAGAAUGAAAUCUUAACUGUUUUGACUCUUUUUAUUUAUUUAUCUUUUAUUUUUCUAUCAUCGAGGUUAAUAUUUGUAGUUUUUGACAGCUACUGAAUGUAUCGGUGGCAUAUUUUAUUCUCAUCUGGUUAAAUGUAGUAAUCUUUCCUCAGCACUGUCAGCACUUGCAUCUUUAGCGCUGAUUACAAAUAAAAGUUAACAUGCUGACCUUGUGAAUGCGUUCUGAGUUGAGCCUGUACAAGGUUUUCUUGUUCAAUGUAAAAAAAAAAAAAGAAACUCUGCAGUAGAUACAGUCACUAUAUAUCACAAUAUAUUAACUAAUAAAUCACCUUUUUUAUACUC